Molecule: messenger RNA, 5329 nt
Organism: Anoplopoma fimbria (sablefish)
Lineage: Eukaryota; Metazoa; Chordata; Actinopteri; Perciformes; Anoplopomatidae
Gene: vegfba
Product: vascular endothelial growth factor Ba
Exons: 8
Coding region: 879-1676 (265 amino acids)
Biological process (GO): positive regulation of mast cell chemotaxis; positive regulation of protein phosphorylation; vascular endothelial growth factor signaling pathway
Cellular component (GO): membrane
Molecular function (GO): heparin binding; chemoattractant activity; growth factor activity
Source: RefSeq, a predicted model, not a curated record
CCAGACCUCUCUGUCUGCGGACUAUAUACCCUGCUGCUCCGGCUCUGCUGUAGCUGUGCUGCCAUGUCAGCGGAGGAUGUUAUUCCAGUCAUAUUUAUAAGAGGAUAAAUAAAUAAAUUUUUAAAAAAAACGGGAAGAUCAUAUUUUUUCCGUGGGAGCGACAAAUGUGGAGAGACUGACCGAGCCGGGGAGCGGAAUAUGCGCCACUGUCGGGCCAAGGCGUCGGAUGUUUUAGCGGAUACAUGUCCUGUAGCUGGAUGAUGUGAUUUCUCUCUCAGCCACACAGGAUUUUAAUGAUCGCACCACGUUUCAGCGGGAAUCUGGAUGCUGGAUGCUCCUCAUGUCACGCCACCCCGGACCCCCACGCUGGUUCAUUGGGAUCUGGACCAAUAGACAGACCUAGAAUAAAUAUAGGAAGGCAUUCAAAGUUUUUUUUUUAUAAAAAAAGAAAUCUGGAUUUUAAGCUUAUGGUGCCACCAUUAAAUGGAGAGGCAUAUUUAAUUAUUACAUGAGAGUGGCAGAUUUUAAAGUCUGAAUUUUUGAAUUAGUGGAAGGAGGGUUAUUCUAGAAAACAGCCUAUUAAAAUAUACAAACUAUUAUUCGAGUUUAGGUUGGGAACAGACUCCUUAUAUGAUCAUUUAGUCUCAAAUGCAACAAGAUAAAGUUAUUAUUCCAACACUGAGGAUGCCACCCUGGGCGCCCUUUCAAGGAAGGGAGUCUGGAGAAUGAAAUGAAAGCGGGAUUUCUGCGUCUUUAAUCGGACACAGAGUCAGAGGAAGGAGAUAGUCGGCAAGCCACCUUUCUUUUUUCCUUUUUUUUUUUUUUUUUUUUGGAUUGGUCCAAAAUAUAUUUUUGUGUUCCCCUUGGACUCCUGCACAAUGGGGAUUAUGCUUCAAGUUAUUCUAGGAAUGUUUCAAUUCCUCCUGCUAACCAGAAUACCGACAUCCCAUGCCAAGCUUGCUCACUGGCGGCCGGCAGACUCCCCAAAAUCCAGGGAAGGUCGAGAAGUGCGGCGGUGGUUGGAGGUUUAUUCACGCAGCGGCUGCGAGCCUCGGGACACUCUGGUGGAGGUCUGGAGGGAGUUGCCAGGGGAGACGCACCAUCUCUUCGUCCCGUCCUGCGUGUCGGUGAGGCGAUGUGGCGGCUGCUGUUCGGAUGAGGCCCUGGAGUGUUAUCCCUCGCUCACACACACAAUCACCAUGGAGCUGAUGAGAACCUCCUUCAUGAAACAUGAGCUCAUUGAGCUGUCAUUCGUCGAGCACAGUCAGUGUGAGUGCAGGUUAAAAGAACAAAUCCAGCCAACACCUACAACAAGGCCCUAUCUGAAGCCGACAAGAACAGACAAGAAAAAGGAGAGAGGAAAGUCCAGACAGAAGACAAGUGGAGCCAUCGGAGCUGCGACCCAUGCUCCCCCACGUCUUCCUCCCCCAUCCUCUCCUCCUCCCCCAUCCUCUCCUCCUCCUACAUCACCUCGUCCUCCAUCACAUCCACCAACCAGCAUCUCUCCCUCUCCGUCGCCGUCUCCGACACCUCGUUGCCGCCCCUGCAGAGGGAGGAAGUGGGCACUGGAUGCGACGUCUUGCCAGUGCCACUGCACCAUCAGAGCUGAGAGCUGCAGCCGGAAAGACCGUAUGCUCAACGUUCGCCGCUGUAGGUGUGAUGCCAUGAGGACUUGAUGUGUCUACUCUACUUUCCUUUCACCUCUUUUUUUCCACCAACCCCUGCUGAAUUCAUCGCCCACUCUCAGCAUCAGUGCCAUGGAGCAUAUCAGACGCUUGGACAUCCAGCAACCUCAGACUGAAGGAAAUAUUAGCAGAGGCACAAACAAGAACAUGUAGCAGCGCUCUUAGUUAAGCCACAAGUGCAGCAUUACAGCCUGAAUAUAGAUCUACGUAUGCGUGUGCAGCCGAACAUCCUACCACCUCCUCUGCUUCUGUGGCAAAGCUUUUGUCAGAACACAUGAACAUGCGUGUACAGACAUGUAGAGUCACAAAACACAUCACAUGAGUGGAGGGAUGAAGUGGCAGCUUAACGGCAACUUUGAGAGACAUGGAUUUCCGACAAAUUCUGUCUCGAUGGACACGAUCACACAACUCCUGCUCUGCUGUGGUUUGGAGGUUCUUUAGGUCUGAACAUAUGAUACAAGAUGAGCAGUGGAAACAUGACUGAUUAUACAAGAACAAUGGAUAUGAAGUCGAUUGAUCUUACGCAGGAGUCCUACAUGUUGACACUUCAGUGGAGGUUGUGAUUUGUUGAGAUGGAUUCCAGGGUGAAGUCAAGGCCAAUUUUUGUGUGGAGGAUUUGAAAAUCAACAGCAACAGAUUAUAGAUGGACAUUCACAUUCAGACAUACCAGAAGGACAUUGGAUAUGCACAUGAACUGGCACCCCAGUGUGCAUGGACCUAAAGCUGAACUGAAUGCUGGGAUGGAGAGUAUCUGUGUGGUCUCCCCACUGAAAGACCCAGAUGGGAUAUCCCUGCUGCCGUUUUCUCUCAUUCAAAGUGUAUGACCACGGGCUGGCUCUCCAAGCCGCUUUCCGGCAUUUGUUUAAUUUGGGUCUUUUGUCUCCAUCUUCCCUCGGCUUCUGGACUGAAAGCAGCCGCUUUGCCUCUCUUUGCCUCUCUUUUAGGCAGUGAGGAGAAUGACAAUAAUGAGGCCUGGCGGCUGUCCACUGCUUCACACACACAAACAUUCACACUUAUAAUACUAGGAACACAUUCGACACUGCAAAUGCAGGCACACACACAACCUCACUCACUCUGUGCUAUAGCAGGCACACAUACAUUCAUAUUUACACACGCACAUGCAAUGUGAAAUUAAUGCAGGUAGCCAUACGCAUUUGUUUGUGCCACACCGAGUGUUCAAAUAUACAUAUGUUAGUUGUUUAUAUUUGCAAUUUACUGCAAAGUCUUCAUUUAAUAUUGUAUCAUAUGCCUCUGUUUUAUAUUUUAUUAUAAUUCUUUCAAGUUGAUUGAAAAUUCUAUAUUGUAGAAUGUGAGCCUUUGUUUUGUUUGUUAAUCUUUAAUCCGUCUGCAUAAAGAGUCACGCUGGGUGGCCGUCUAUGUAUACAGUCAGCAUUUAAACCGAUACCCAAAUGUAUUGAAUUUCAACAGACACGGCUCACACAGGCCACAAAUGGGAGACUAUAUACAUUAUAAUGUGUAAUUCAAACAAUCAGCUGGGCAGUGUUGUCCGCAGCACACAGAAACCAAGCAAAUGGCCAUUCCCAGGGCCGUGAAUGAAAACAUGGCUGUUUUUGUUUCAUGUAAGAGCCGGGAUGGAAAGAAGUAUUAUUCGUUUGGAACAUAACUUGUUUGUAUUCUGACUGAAUGUCACGGUUUAACUCCAUGUUAGUUCAUGACUGCUUGGCUGUUGGGUGGGAAUGUCAGAAAGGACGAGGUCUUGAGCAGCUUGUCAGUCAGCGGGACAGGCUAAAGCCAGAGCUCAGGGGACCCAUUAUGGAGGGUCACGGAGUUCAGACCUUUUGUCCUGUGCUCAAUUUCACUGGGAACAUUUUACCAGGGAUGUCUUAUCUUCAUGACAAACAGUAGCUUCCAAAUUCCCAUAAUUAAUGUCUGUCCUGUACUUAGGGUUUAUAUGAUCCUGCUGAUUAAAACAGCCCAGCGGCUGAAUUAUUUGUGUGUCAGCCUUGAGCUAAAGAACUUUGUUUCGGUGGCUGGUGUGAUAAGCUCUAUAUUUAUUCUAUCCUGAGAUGAGAUUACUUUUCCACGCUUGAGUCCGUUCAGUGUUUAUUAUUCCUAUCAAUCGAUGCUUCAAUCACUACCUCUAUAUCACAACAUAUUAAUGACCAAGUAUUAGAGCAUUGUUGUUACCUUCUCUGUGUUAUGUCAGACCUCUUUUAAUAUAAUAAUGUUUUUAUUUACAUUUAGCAAUAAGCACAGUCUAAUGUAGAUAUAUGGAGCUGCAGCAGAUCUGUAGUGAUAAUCGCUGGUUUAGAGGAACUUAUAGGAGUUUUAUGUGUGUGUCUUAAUAAUCAGAUGGGAAGCAUUUUUCAUGUGAGGAGAACUGAACUGGUCCUCUGAGUACAGACCAGACACUGUGUGAUAAUGUGGAUCAGGAGAAGGUCUCCCAAGGCGUUUGUAGCCUCAAACUAUUGGUGAUGUUGAAGUCUUGGCUUUAAACGCGAAGUUUGGCAUUUUGGGAUAUACACUCAUUCCCUUUCUUGCUUGGAGUUAGAUAAGAAGAUUGAUUCCACACUCAUGUCUGUAAAAUAUGAAGCUGGAGGCAGAAAUCAGUUAGCUUAGCUUAGCAUAAAGACUGGAAACAGCUAGCCUCAAUUCUUUAUCUAUCCUUAAUUUCUUGAUAAUGUUGCAUUUUGUGGACAAUUUUUUGGGGAAACCUAAGAGUCCCUGAACCUCAGUACAGAUUGCACUUUGAUAUUGAGCUAUUUGAGAUCUUAAAGUACAUACUUUACAUUAGUACACUGAAGAAAAAAAAGCUGAAAGAGCGAAUGGAUUUAGAUUGUAAAGCUCCACUCAUGCAGACGUGUACGACAUAUUCAAAUACAUUCCACCUAAAAGAGUUGUGGCGCUGACAUCUCCUGUCCAAGUUUUCUAAUUUCAAAGUGCAAAUUCUGAACAAUAAAAGCGACUACAGCAAAUUCCCUUUAGAAACCAAUAGUAUUGGGAGACCAGGCGUCCCAUGUACUACGGCUGAGUCCGAAUUCGAAUCCAACCCAUGACCAUUUGCUGCAUCUCGUCUCCUCUCUCUCCACCUUCAGCUAAUAAAUAAAAAAAACAUUAUCUAAAAAAGAGAAAGCAUUAGUAUCUGCUGUUGCCUCCCAUCCUUUCAACAUCACCACUUUUUAAGAUGAACAACUUGGACAUAUUAACAUCCCGCUCAAUUGUCUUGAUCCUGUGUCAGUAUCAAACAUCAGUAGUGUGCGUUGUAUCUGCACAGUCUACAUCGUACUGUAAAUGUAGCCCUGUUCUAGCCUCCAGUGUCUUAGCCUUUAGAGACCCCUCACUAAACUAUAUAACAUUUUAUAAUCUCUAACCUGAAUUUGUGUACGACAUAGUGCAUACUUUACAGAUGUAUUUGUACCUUCAUUUUAGCUAAACUUUGCAAUGAAUCUCUUCUCUGCCGAUACAUUGUACUACUGUAGCCGAUAUAAAGAAAACACUCUUUUUUUGCUGCUACACCAUUUGUGCCCUAUUAUGAUGUCUUUGUAGAAAACAAUGCAGUCUUAUGUUGUAUUAGUAUAUAAAUGCCAAUUAAUCAAUUCAAUGUCCACAUAAAAGUCUAUACUGCAUCGUCAAAUAUAUUGAAAAUGAUACCAGGAUACAACCGUGAUGUUACAUAUGUUAUU